Acanthaster planci (crown-of-thorns starfish) is the source of this 2825-nucleotide messenger RNA. It is a transcript of the gene atg101, whose product is annotated as autophagy related 101. The record is from RefSeq and is a predicted model, not a curated record. NCBI's taxonomy places the organism in Eukaryota, Metazoa, Echinodermata, Asteroidea, Valvatida, Acanthasteridae. Gene Ontology annotation, cellular component: phagophore assembly site; Atg1/ULK1 kinase complex. Gene Ontology annotation, molecular function: protein kinase binding. Gene Ontology annotation, biological process: autophagy; autophagosome assembly.
AAGUUCAAUUACGUCUUAGUAAUGUUUUGAUCGAAGAAAGGACGACGAAAUUUGCAGUGAAAUCUGUCACAAAAAUCUUCGAAAAGAGACAUCAACCUUUGAAAACUGAAAUGGAUCUAUAACGUAGAUGUGUUUGGAAUGCAAUUGACGUAUAAAAAUGCAAGAGGUAACCAGAGUUCUCAAUCAGCCGAGUGAAAGAAUGAAGCAAGCAGAAUGAAUGCACGAUCACAGACAUUUGAAGUUUCGGUGGAAGGAAGGCAGGUCGAGGAGGUAGUGUUGAGUCUUCUACACACUCUCUUAUUCCACAGAACAACAGGCAAGUUUCAUUACAAGCAGGAAGGGACAUACGCCAUCGGCACGGUGGGCAUGGUGGACGUCGACUGCGAUUUUGUGGACUUCACCUACGUGCGCUGCCACUCGGCCGAGCUGGACCGCGUGCUGCGCAAGGAGGUCACAGCGUUCCGGGACUCACUGCGGUCCAGCGACGGCUCGCUCAGCAACGGACAGAUUUCACUCGAGUUUUACCAGAAGAAGAAAAACCGCUGGCCAUUUCCCGACGAGUGCAUACCCUGGGAAGUCUGGACAAUUCAGAUUAACAACGUGACACUGUCAAAUGAGCAUGAGAGGCAGCUCUACCGCGAGAAGUUGGGCGAGAUCUUAGGAGAGAAGGUGAUUUGCAUCACGGAAGCCAUGGGCAGACACGACUACCUCCCCAAGGCGCCCAACCAACCCCUGCUGGACACCGUCUAUGACGUCAGCUUCCCCGACGUACAGCCCUACCUGUUCAAGAUCACUCACCAGACGUCAGGGCCAGCGAACACAUCUGUGGGAACGACGAUGAGGAAACUACUCCGCGAUACGCUGGCUUUAUGAUGACCAAGGCAGGGUGAACUUUGCUCCAAAAGGUCAGGUAUAGUGUCAGUGCGUCGCAUAAUACCAAUGGGAAUGAAGAUACAUCUUAAAAGUAAAACUUGGCAUGCAUUCAACUUCUGUAAAUUUGCAAUUCGAAAAGCUUGCCGUCAUGUCACAGAUGUUGCAUUCGCUUUCAUACCAAAAGAGGUGAUUCAUAAUACAGUGCGCUGCCAACAGGUUGCCAUGGAGAGACCAUUUUUUUGCAGUGCAGUAUGGGAAAUGGUUGAGAAAUGCAUUUGCUGUCUGUGUGCUGGGAACUUCAGCUACCCUUGAUGGUUUUUUUUUUCCCUGGUAAGAGGACUGACUCAUAAGUAUCAAUUUUAUGUAAUGCUUUCCUCUUUCCGUUGCGCAGCAUGCCCUGAUCUUUAAAACAUUUCAAGUUGCCAUGUGUAUGUCCGCCAAGAACUUCAAAAAUGGCCUCUUUCUGGCAACCUCUUGGUGUUAUGUUGUGUUGUGAAUCACCUGCAUAGAGGCUUCGCGUGGUAGCCAUCUUGAAGGGCAGCUUUUUUGUUCCACAGGGAAACCUCCUCUGCGUAUAACCUGUGUAACAGAAGCACUAGCCUACAAGAUGGCAGUCAUGCAAACCGUCUAUUAGCCAAUAGCUCUGCAAGUUUCAGAUAGUGGACAUUACCUGUUUGUAACUACCUCAUUGGUUUUCAUGUUGAUGAGCUUGAGGUGAAAAAUUUCACUGUCAUAUGCAGCAGAUUUCAGGUAUCAUUUUUCACCUCUUGAAUUGAGAAAUGGACAUAUGAGGGCAAGUCGGAGGGACGACUACAGUUAACUAAUUCAACUAACACCACCCGAAUGAUGUAUGGUUUGAACUAUCUAGGUCGACCAUGUGGGCCCAGACCCCAGGGUAUGGUCACUCCGCUGGUUAUCAAUAGCCGAUUUCAUUUAUCAUUAUGGAGGGAACCAUUCACACGAAAAUAACUGUAAGAUUUCAGUGACCACGUAUGCUGGGAGAAGUGCGGCCAACAGUUUAGUGUAACGAUGAGAUUUGAAAAAAUAUAUACCAGGGUCAUUCCAGUGUAACUGAAUCGUGCGCUGGCAUUGUUAAAAAAGUAUCCGACUGCUGGUCAAUUUAUUGCUCUUUCCCAAACAUGCUACUCCAAAAGAAAACGUUCGGAAGUUGCAAAAUCAGAGCAAGAUGUGAGAAUUGUCUUUUACCUCCACCCCUUGGCUUUCUUGAAAAUCGUGGUUACCAACAAGUAUUAUACCAAGUGUAAUGUUUGAUUUGGCUGCAAGAAAAGGUGAAAAUCUUGUUGACGCUGUUUUUCUUUAAACCGAAUGCUUUGUCUACUUCUUACUCAAAUGAAACCGAGACUAUUUCAAGAAUCUGGGUUUUUAAGUAAUCAAGAAAAUUGUAUAUAAAGUGGCUGUAAAUGUUGUUUUUAUUUUUUGGACCAAUGUCGUCAAUUUAUUGUUUGUUUAAUAAUGUAUUGCAUUAACUUUUUUCCCCAUGGUAUACGAACCAGUUAGAACGAAGACAUUGUUUCAAUUGUCUGUAUGAACAGGUGCAUUAUAAUCAUGGCCAUAUUAAAAUCUCCUGUACAAUAUUAAAACGUAUGAUUCCUACGUAUUUCAACUGGAUACUUUUCAAAGUCCUCUGAACUGGUUAACUCACCACUGAACAUGACGUGGCAUAUUUUUUUGUGUACAUGUAUUAAACUUUUCAAACUCAAUGUUGUGAACGGGAUUGUAUUUUCUGAAAGUUCCUAAAGAAAAAUCUCUUUAAACUGUACAGUUGGGUUUUGAAGAAAGCGUGACAAAAAUGCGUGUCAUGACGUUGUAGGCGUCGAUGUCGUUGAUCAUAGUGGAAAACUCUUCUAGAAUGUAAUACUCCAAUUUAUCGACAGAAGCUGAGUACAGCGAAGGGUAAUAAAAGAUUCAGCUGUGGAAAAUUCAGAAUUGAA